Molecule: messenger RNA, 4023 nt
Organism: Hemicordylus capensis (graceful crag lizard)
Lineage: Eukaryota; Metazoa; Chordata; Lepidosauria; Squamata; Cordylidae
Gene: FAAP100
Product: FA core complex associated protein 100
Exons: 9
Coding region: 531-3218 (895 amino acids)
Biological process (GO): interstrand cross-link repair
Cellular component (GO): nucleoplasm; Fanconi anaemia nuclear complex
Source: RefSeq, a predicted model, not a curated record
CAGACGGUCGUCGAGCCAGGUCUCAGAAAGAGCGAGCCGUAAAGCGUAGGCGCCGCCAGUCCCCGGUCGCUCGCGGCAUUAGCGGCGCUGGCCGAGACGGUGGGGAAGCGGUAGCCCCGCCCCUCCUGGUGGUAGCCCCGCCCCUCCUGGUGAGGGGUGAGCUCAAUGGGGGCCGAAUUGGUUGCUUAAGUCCCCGUUAGGGCUUAUGGACUUUCCCCUUGCUAUCCACUUGGGAGCGGCUUUUCUUUUCUCGAGGGUGGGGGCUUAUGGGGCUUUGCUGUCUCGUGUGUCUUUUUGCCACCCCACUUUGUUCCCCUCCUCACUCGGCGCGGUCCCUCCUGAGAAGGGGGUGUCCAGCUCGGACUGGGCUUGUAUCGCACAGGCGGGGGGCUAAGCAGGGUGGCCCCUUUGUGUGAUCUGUGGUAGAGGAGUGGGGUAGAGGCGCAUGGGGGUCCCGGCAUCCUUGCUUCCCCGCUUUGCACGUGUAGGUGUAUCGGGUGUCUCCCGUCAUCCCCGUUCCACCUGACCGUAUGUCCGUGUCUCUUUGGUCCCCUUUCCAGGCUGGCACGGGGGUGAUGGCACAGGUGGGGCACAGGGUGGAUUACUUGGCAGGAUUCUGCUGCCCGGUGGGGGGGCUGGCAGCUGGGAAGCCCAGGGUGCUGUGCCACGAGAACCAGAUCUACCUCUCCAAUGGCACUGAAUAUGUCUACGUCUACGAUCAAGAAGGGCGGUUGAUGAAGGCUGUCUACAGGUUUCCAGAUCAAGUUUGGCAUGUGGAGCUCCUGCCUUUGCACCAGCAGCUGUAUAUCCUGUGUGCUGGAGUUGGUAUUUACUGUGUGUCCUUGGACUACCAAAGCAGGUUAGUGAAGCAGACAGAUGGUGAGGAAAAUGACUGCUUCUCCAGCGUCUUCCCCAUGGGCUCUGAUGCCUGCACCUUCCCCGAUGCCACGCUUUGCACUUUCACGCUGCUCAACGAUGUCCUCGUCACCCUCUCCCAAGUUCAGGGGAAGUGGUGCAUGAACCUCCAUGAGCUCCCAGGCCCCGAGGACCAGAAGAACUUGCCAUGCCAACCAAUCAGCCAUGUGGACAUCACCACCUGCACAAGCAAUGAUGGGGACGUAUCCCUAGCCCACUUCCUCCCGGUCCUCUGUUGCGCUUCUUCUCCUGGGGCCAGUGACCAGAGGGAAGGCCUUCGCCACUCAGGGGGAUUCAUGUUAGAGGAGCCACUCUUUAGCCUCCUAUUUGGCGUAGAUGCUGCCAUGCUGGAUUCUCCCAUGAUCCUCUGUGGCUUCCCAGACGGGCAGCUGUGUUCCGUACCCCUGAAGGCCCUCAGCUCACCCGAUAACCACAGCCGUGAAGAUUCGCCUGUCAAGAUCCUUCACCACUUGGAGGAGCCAGUUGUCUUCAUCGGAGCUUUGAGGACAGAGCGGAGGUCCCCAGACGCAGAGGAGCCACCAGCCUAUGGAGACUUGGGCUGUGACUGUGUGGUGGCUUUGGGCCACUAUGGCAAAAUGGUGGCCAUCAAGGCAGCUCAGGGAGAAGAAGUCAAGGUUCCAGAGCUCCGAGAGUAUUACUUGCAAGGGCCUGUUCUGUGUGCCGCAUGCAGUGGGGGCAGCCGCAUGUACUACAGCACCCAUUCAGACAUCUAUGCUGUUGACUUGGACAGUAACACUCCAGAAGCUGAAAAGGUGGAGGACAUGGUGGGGACCCUUCCAUCUGCUUUGUCUCCUGCCAGCUUGAGUAUCUGCAGUGUGGUGGCUCUUUCCUUAUCUUCUCGGGAGUCAGAAGGUGAGUCUGAGCUUCUGGCUUUGUCUGCUAAAGGCCGGCUCAUGACCUGUGGCUUGUGCAGCCCAGAUGAUACACAACCUGUAAAGAUGAACCCUGACAAAGCUGGACAGAGGAUCAAAGAGCUACUGUCUGGGAUAGGCCAUGUCUCUGAAAGGGUGUCCUCUCUAAAAAAGGCUGUGGACCAGAAGAACCAGGCUUUGACAUGCCUGAACCAGGUGAUGAAUGUGAGUGCAGCUUUGCUGUCUAGCCAGAAUGGUCAAAAGCCCAUCAGUUGCACCAUCGCUGCCCACUGGAGCCACAUGCUGGUCCAGAACACCUUGACGGUCUCCUGCGUGUUGGAGAACUCGAGUGAGUGCAGCCUGGAGCGAGGCUGGACUUUCUGCGUUCAGCUCUUCGCCAGCUCCUGUGACUUUGAGGAAGGCUCCACUGAUUCUGCCACCACCUAUACUUUCCCUAUAGAUCAGCUCCUUCCUGGCAACAAAACGGAGGUGACGCUUCCCCUGGGCCCUGCCGAAGACUCCAAGCUGGAGCUGCCUUUCACCGUCUCCUGUUCUCUCUACUACAGCCUGCAGGAGAUCCUGGGCACUGUCUCGGAGUCCACAGAGCUCCUUGAUGACCUGUUUGCUGAUGACUCCCCUGGCCUCUCCCCGGAUAGAGAAGGCAUCUGCCUGCCCUUGAGGGAGGUCACCAUUGACAUCCUGCAGUGCCUUCGCUUGGAUGGUGGCAGUGGGAUGUCUGAAGCCACACCACCUGCAGCUGCCAUCGCCUCACUCCCCAUGGACCCACUUGAUACCUUCCUAAAAUUGUCCCAGAUGCAGGCUGGCCUCGAGAACCAAGAAGGGGCUGCUGAGCUCAUUCCGGGAGCACUGGGUGCUCUGGGAGAGGGUUACUUGGCUCCGUCGGUGGCUUCCAUCCGGGUGUCCUCUGAGCUGCUGAGAACGACCCUGAAGGACUUUUCUGCAGGCGUGUCGCUGUGCUGUGCUGUGCUGCAGUGGCUGCUGGCGGAGAAUGCCGAGGCGGAGGCCCUCCAGAGCCAGGACAUGGCAGCAGUGCGGGGGCUGGCCCCAGACGGAGGCGAGGUGCAGCUGGACAUCCGAGAGGUGGCUGUCAGUGACUUGAAUCCGGCAGGCCCUAUCCAGGCUGUGGAGAUCAUGAUCCAGGGCUCACCACUGGCAAACAUGUGCCAGCUGCACCAUGCCGUGGUUAGACGUAUUCAGGCUCUGGUCUUGGAGCAAGCAGUCCCAGAUGACUCUCCUCCAGAUGUCCGUGUGCAAUACCUUCACCAGAUCCAAGCCAACCAUGAGAUGCUGCUAAAGGAGGCACAGUCCCUACGUGACCGUCUGUGCCUGGGGAAUGAUUCGGAUGUGACCGUGGAGAAGCUCCUGCACAUCUAUCGGCAGCUGCGCAACCCAAGCCUUGUGGUCCUGUGAGCAUCAAACCUUGGUGCACCUUGGAUGGCACCAUGGUCAUCUCUGCCCAGUACCAGUGGGAUGAAGGGGGCAGCUGGCUGUACGUCUUGUAAACUGACUGAGGGCUGAAGCGGAGAUGUGGCGGGGGAGAAGUGGAUUCUAGUUGGGCAAGCCCUGGGGCUGAUUGGCAGUUGGGUUCCACUCUGGAGGCUGACAGCUCAGGGGCUCAGCCUUUAUUUUAUUUAUUUAUUUAUCCAUUCAUUCCCUAUCCCCUCCCCCUCCCCCCCCUCUUUUAAUGUGAUUGUUUCCCCCUCCUCCAGGUUCUGAAUUCCUGCCCAUUCCUGGCAGGAAUCUUGAUCAGUGCAUCUUGGCAGUUCCGUGCACAGGCAGAGCAUCCGAGCGGACUGCUUGUGUGUCGUGCGUGUGUGUACGUGUAACGCGGACGGCUGGCAAGGUGCUGUCGUGGGUGGGUGUGGGUGGCGUGUUGUGGAUCACGCUCGGCAUUGCUAGUUUAGCUUCUUCUGCUUUCGGUGACAGUCGCUUUGCUGUGGCAGGCAGGGGUCUGGUGAGUUCCAGUCAGCUUGCGGGGAGGGGAGGGGAGGGGGUCGGUUGUGCUGGUGAUUGAUCUGUUCUUGUUUGCUCCCAGAAAAGGGCUACGCCUCUCGCUGUGUCAUAUAUUUCGGGAACACUGUGGAAAAACAGGAUGUCAUGUGCAUAAAGUAACUCUGGGGUGCUCUUAGUAUGGUGCCCUUUCUUUUUCUAAUGGGGCGUUUUGCUCCUUUUUCCAGUAUUUGUCCUUUCUAUAAACAACUUGCUUGUCAAUUUC